AUCCUGCACGUUUGCACAACAAUACGAGCAGACUGUUACAGCUCUCACUUCCAAGGAGAUCACCAGAAGACGAAACAGUCAACUAUCCAGGCCUGACGAAGGAAGGCAGGAACAGACUCGUAGUCUCAAGUAGACGAACAGAGGAGAAGAUGGGAAAUGUUUAUGGCGACAUCAAGAAGGUCGAAACUUCUGGUGCCUCAAAGAAAACGGCUCAGCAGGACAACCUCAGCUACAAAGGUGAGCGGGCAUCUCACACCAUGGCAAAGACUGAUGCAGACAGAAUGAAAGAGUACAUCGAUGAUAUCAACAGAGUGGCAAAAAAACAUGAAAUCGAUCCAGCUCUCAUUUCUGCCAUCAUCUCCAGAGAGUCCAGGGCUGGAGCCACACUAAAGGAUGGCUGGGGAGACUAUGACUCAGGCAGAAGAGCGUAUAACGCCUGGGGACUGAUGCAGGUUGAUGUUAAUCCAAAAGGAGGUGGACACGAAGAAGUUGGUGAAUGGGACAGUGAGGAACACCUCGACCAAGCCACCGGAAUCUUGGUUCAUUUUAUCAAGCGUAUCCGCAACAAAUUUCCUAACUGGAGCACAGAGCAGCAGCUGAAAGGAGGGAUAGCAGCCUACAACAUGGGGGAUGGAAAUGUUCACUCCUAUGAUGACGUGGAUGAAAACACAACUGGUGGAGACUACUCCAAUGAUGUUGUUGCCAGAGCUCAGUGGUACAAAAGCCAAGAAUGGAGAUGUUCAAUCCUAUGAAAACACAACUGGUGGAGACUACUGCAAUGAUGUUGUUGCCAGAGCUCAGUGGUAUAAACGCAGUAACAACUUUAAAAACCUGCAGCUGUCCACAAGCUCCUAAAAAUCAUAUAUGAAACAUUGUAAUGUUUAUCAAAACUUAAGCUAAAUAUUUUCCAACAAGUAUAACUCAUCAGAAGCCUCCAUAACUGUUGUAUAAAUAAUAAUCAAUGCCUGUGUUGCAAGGUGAGGUGCAGGGUAGCGUCAAACGUGACAAAAAGAAAACAUUACUUUGGCAGAGAGGUUCACUUGGAAAAUAAGGAUUUUUAUUUUCCAGCCAUCCAAAAAAACAACAUCUUUCUUUCUCUGUCCUAUCUGUUACUGGUGUUGCUCUUUCUCCCACCCCCCCUAACAAAGGAAAAACCACACACACAUAUAGCCAUAGAGCCCGUCUUCUCAGUUCAAACUGGCCAAUCAGGUCGGCACUCCAGAACAGAGUUUAGAAAAAUAUGCAUUAUUUAAAUCUCAUCUUAAACAUCACAAGGCCUCAGUACAUUCUGCAACAUGUUAACACAAAUACUGCACCCUCAAAACUACCAAUACAUCCUUCAGUAUUUUAACCUAUUAAUUGGCUCCUACACAGGUUAUGGCUUUCCUGACAGCUUGUCUAUUAAUGUUUACACUUGUUUCACAUGCAACAGAUGAUACCUUGUCUUGGUCAAUUGAAAUUAGAACCAUAAAUGAAAUAAAGAACUGAAAAACUGUCUACCUUACUGAACAGAAAGGCUAAGAAAAUUGUCAGUGAGGGAUUUAGUGCUUCAUCACAGCCUGAUAACAUUCAUUAAGCAUAUCAUUGUAGUUUUUGAAUACGUUUAGAAAUCAUUUUAUUCUGUACUUGUAAGCUAUCUGAACAGUAAAUAAAUGCUUUACAAAACACUGAA
Messenger RNA from Cottoperca gobio, 1672 nucleotides. RefSeq names its product lysozyme g-like. Gene Ontology annotation, cellular component: extracellular region. NCBI's taxonomy places the organism in Eukaryota, Metazoa, Chordata, Actinopteri, Perciformes, Bovichtidae. The record is from RefSeq and is a predicted model, not a curated record. Bases 150 to 752 code for a protein of 200 amino acids. Gene Ontology annotation, biological process: defense response to Gram-positive bacterium; peptidoglycan catabolic process. The transcript is spliced from 7 exons. Gene Ontology annotation, molecular function: lysozyme activity.